Molecule: messenger RNA, 705 nt
Organism: Trichoderma breve
Lineage: Eukaryota; Fungi; Ascomycota; Sordariomycetes; Hypocreales; Hypocreaceae
Product: MYND finger domain-containing protein
Exons: 1
Coding region: 1-705 (234 amino acids)
Biological process (GO): regulation of transcription by RNA polymerase II
Cellular component (GO): nucleus
Molecular function (GO): DNA-binding transcription factor activity, RNA polymerase II-specific
Source: RefSeq, a predicted model, not a curated record
AUGGAUGCGAGAUGUAACGCCUGUAAGAAAGGACCACCCGAGGUCUCCCUAAAGCGUUGCGCCAAAUGCCAUACAACACCAUAUUGCUCCCGAGACUGCCAAAAAGCCGAUUGGAAAGCCCACAAGAAGAUUUGCAGCAAGAAUCAAUCCACAAACGCUUCAUCCAACGCAUCAAAUCCCACGAGCAACCGUUUAUCUCCCCCCAAGGGGCUAGAUCAACCCAUCUCCAAACCCUUCACCCGCCUCGACAAAGGCACCUGGCUUCACGAACGCCCUGAGAAGGACGUAUACAGACUGCUUGUCGACGCCUACCGCCUGCGUGUCGAAGACACGUACACCAUGGAAGGAGAAGUAAUGGCGGGCAGUCUUUAUGACGGGAGCACUGACGGACUAUAUGGCUUCCAGGAGUUUUUAGAGGAGGCGGCUGCUGUGCCUGGCUUGCUACCUCCCUGGUGGAACGACGAGAAGCAGGAGGCGUGUGAGCAGCUGGGGAUGGAUGACGAAUUUUCGAAUCUGCGGUAUCCUGUUGAGAAGAGCGAUAUUAUCGAGCAUUAUGGGGAUCGCGAGUUCCCGAUGCAGUUGAGGAUGUUUGCGGAGGCUGUUUAUGGGCCGGUUGGUGGGAGUGAUGGGACGGCGAUGAGGAAGAUGAUGGUGGCGAUGGAGACGGGUGAAUUGGGAAACAAUGUUUAUGGCUCUAUGUUUUAA